GUGCGAAGGGAGCCUGGGGAUUCCCCGUGUUGUUGUCCUGGGGCCCGGAGGGAUGGGAGGCCGGAGCGCGGGGCGGCGCGGCCGGCGCUGAUGGCGGCUCGCUGGGCAGCCCGCGGCUCCGAGCCCGCGGGGGUGGACGAAUUCACCGUCCCUGCGGAGAAGAGCCGCCUCCUGGAGGGGAGCCGGGGCCGCAUCGAGGGCUUGUUCGAGGUGCGGCUGGCCGUGCUGGGGGCGCAGGGGGACUGGCGGCCCGCGAUCCCGCCGCCAGGCCCGCCGCCCGCCGCCGCCAGGAUCUGGGUGCAGCUGGCGGGCGGUGGGAAGGCCGUGCGCAGCGCCAAGGAGUAUAUUAAGGGACUCUGUGAACCUGAACUAGAAGAAAAGGAGUGCUAUCCAAAGGACAUGCACUGCAUCUUUGUUGGUGCACAGAGCCUGUUUCUCAACAGCCUUAUUCAGGACACCUGUGCGGAUAUAACAGUGCUGGAAAUAGGAUUGCUCAGUAUUAAGGGGGGUGCAGAAGCUGUUGUCAUGGCUCAGAGUCAUGUUCAGCAGCUUGUGAAGCUUUUCGAGAAUAAUGAAAGCUUAUUAAGUGACAAUGAAUCGGAGAUUAAAAAGCAAUUCAGACAGUUUGUGGAAGCACAUGCAGAUAAAUAUACAAUGGAUUUACUGAUUUUGCCUAGCUCACUAAAAAGAGAACUCCUAGCUCUCACACAAAUGGAAUGUUGUGAAGUGGAGAGCAAUAUCAUAGAUCUUACAGGUUCUGACAGCUCAACAGAGCUUUUACAGAACAAAGCCUCCAAAGUAAUCGCUACAAACAGAGGUGGAAGAGCAGGUGGUGAGGAAGCAAGAAACAAUGCUGGGACACCUGUAACUGAGCUUACAAAGCAAAUGGACACUGUGUUUUCUGAUGCUCCUGAAACAAGUUUUAUUCCUAUAAAUGUUGUGCCUCUGUUAGAGGCAGUGGUGUCUAAAGAAAGGCAAUCAUGUAAAAGAAGAUCUUCUGAUGAUGAGGAAAGGCUCCCUAAAAAGCAAUUCUCUUUGGAAAAUGAUCAGGAAGUGAAAUCUCCUUCACACAGUAAUCCUUCAGACAGCAAUGUAGUUAUUGAUCUGCUUUUGGAUAGCUGCAGUGAAUCAGAUGAACCCAGUUAUUGCCUUAAAGAAGGUGAAGAUAUCAAUGAGGAAAUGGAAUAUAAGAUCCUUGUUAACUUUUUCAGAACAAUGGGAUAUUCCCAAAAUAUUGUAGAAAAAGUUAUUGGUAUCCUAGGACAAUCUGUGGAACCAUUAACGUUGCUAGAAGAAAUCGAAAAGGAAAAUUUAAAAUUUCAAAAAGAACAGGAACAGUCAUCUCAAAAGCCUAGAACUAUCAAUCCUCCUUUGGGAAAUAAUGCAAAUAAUUCACAAAAGCUAGAAGACAAAGGCAUUUCUAGCAAUAAAAGUCCAUUUAAAUCCAGUCAUACUUCAAAGGAGACAAAAAAUAAGUAUCACAAAAUAAGAGACGCACCAAACAUGCAAGUUGAUGAAGAAGAUAAAAUGCAUAUGUUGGUAUGCAGACCUGCUUCUCGUUCCAGUAAAAAUUCAGCCAUGUGCUAUCAACAAAGAGACAUUUAUUGCCCUGGUAGGAAUCUCAGUUCAAGGUCAAGUGAUAUAGAAACUGAUGGUGGUCUAACUUUCAGCUCUGUACAAGCUGGAGCUCUAAAAGAUGUUGAUUUUGUAGCCAGAGGGAGCUCAGAUAUGCAGCGUAUUUUACCUAAGACUAAAACUGCAGUUCAGCAAAAAUCUGCAGGGCCCUCAACUGUACAGAAUAGUCAUCCUGGUUUUGAGGACCAAUUAGGACACUGCAGCUCUUCUCAAGUAAGAUCUCUCAACCAACACCUUUCCCAAACCUCAAAUUCUGAAAAUCCUAUACCAGACCAGGUAUUGUCUUCACAAAUACAUCCUUCAAAUCCUGUUAGAGAGACAGUGGGACCACACAGAUGUCAUCCUGAUCCUUCAGUUACUGGAGUUCAAAGAUUUUUGGAAUCUCUGAAAAAGCCAUACAGAUUGGAAUUGAAAAAUGAACCAGGGAAACCAUAUUUAAAACAUAUCAUUAUUGAUGGAAGCAAUGUUGCAAUUUCUCAUGGUCUAAGGAAGUUCUUCUCCUGUCGAGGAAUCGCAAUAGCUGUUGACUACUUUUGGAAACGUGGCCACAGAAAUAUUACUGUGUUUGUUCCACAGUGGAGAACAAGACGUGAUCCUUACAUUACAGAGCAGGAUUUCUUAACACAGCUGCAGGAUGUUGGAAUAUUGUCUUUAACCCCUGCAAGGAUGGUUUUAGGAGCAAGAAUUGCUGCUCAUGACGACAGGUUUUUAUUACACCUUGCUGAUAAAACUGGAGGUGUUAUUGUGACUAAUGAUAACUUCAGAGAAUUUGUGACAGAAUCACUUGCCUGGAGAGAAAUUAUUCAAAAAAGGUUGCUCCAGUACACUUUUGCUGGUGACAUAUUUAUGGUUCCUGAUGAUCCUUUGGGAAGAAAUGGACCUAGAUUAGAUGACUUCCUUCGAAGUGAAGGCUGUUCUAGUCUGUUCAGAAACUGCUGGUGACAUUUGCAUCUAAUCAAGAUCUCUCUCAGAACUAAGAUAAGUAAGACAAUAACUUCCUCUGAGAUUUGAUUGUGGUAGCUUUCAUACAAAGGUGGUCCAAACUGUGUUAACAUCACACAAAGCUGUCAGUGGUUUGGGUAUGUGGUAGCCUGGUAUCCUGUUAAUUACAGUGAUGUUCUUUAAAACACCUUGGUUGAUUACAUAUAGUGGGAGUAUAGGUGCUACAAAAGAAACACUCUACACAUAUUCUUUGUCAUGGGAGAGGCAUUUCACUUCACACUUGAUGGUGCUGUACUGUUAAUAAAAUGAUUUUUGAGAGGCAUUGUUAUUAAAUGCAUUUGUAUUUGAUUCAUAAUUUUAAAUAUUAACAUAGAUUGUUCCUUUAAGAUCAUUGUACUUUUUAAAUGUGCAUAUAUGCAAAAUAUGAAUUUGCUUUGCAUUAACUUCCAAGACUUGAGAGUACGUUUGCUCUUUUGCAUAACAAAAUAAGCUGCUCUUUGCUCUUCUUUCACCAGUUUAAGAAUUAUGAAUGCUAAUGGUUAUGAGGGGUAUUGAGAGAGCUUUUAGAAACAAGUGAGGUAAUUAAAAAUCCGCAAUACAAAAGGCAAGCAUGCUUAAGGAUUAAUAUAAAGAAUAAGCAGGAAUUUUGGCUAUUGGAAAAACUUGAGGCAAGUGAGACAUGUAUAUACCAGUAGGUCACAGGCUUAUUUAAAAAUAAGCAUGUAAUGUUGACAUGAAAAAAGCAAGUGCAGUUCUAGAACUCCAGCAGGAAACACUAAGAAAGUAUUCAAGUUCUAAUAUAAAACCCUUACAAGAUGUCAUUUGGAACAGUGUGUUUUUGCUGCCGGUGUCCGAGAAAAAUGAAGUGAAAACAGAUUGUGUUCUGAGAGGUGACUGUGAUGAUUGUAGAAAUGGAAAGAGACUUGAGAAGACUCUAGAAGAGCUUGAUUUCCUCUCUGUAAACUUGGAACUGGAACUAGGGUUUGGUUUCCGGGGGUGUGUGGUGGGGUUUUUUAAGACAGAGAAAAGGUGCCAGUGUAAAGAGUUAAUUUUGUUCCUUCCCUGAGACUUUUCUACUUGAGUUAAAUGAUGCAGGAAGCAUAAAUGGCAUCAAGAAUAAGAUCAGAAAGUAGAAGGAUCUUGAGCAAUUAGAGAGCCUUUCCAUGUUGAGUAAUGGGAGUUGUUGUAACCCAAAUGCUUUUAAAAUAGAGCUCUGUAAUUUAGAUACUGUUUCCCUUGGUGGUAAGAAACUAGACUGUAACAUGAGUUCCAGUUCACAUUUCUGUGUUAUCUGGUGGCAUCUGAAGCAGUCUUGGCCCUAAAUUUUGUAGUGCUAGCAGUUAAGCGUAGCAACAACUUUUCAAAGCCUGAAAUAAAUCUCAAUAAUUAAGGAAGAAUAUUCAGAUCCUGAAAUUACUGAAAAACUUCAUUCCCUCAUUAAGGAUACCACAUGAGAGAAACAAGGCCUUGAUGUAAAUGUGAGCACAGCUCACAGUCAUGAGCAAAAGUAGAUGAGGAAUAGUCUUGUGGAGCAUGUGGAGGCCCCUUUGGUCUGUCAUUAUUUUCACAUGUUCUGGAUUAGUGUACAUGUGUUCAAUGUAUCUUUUUGUCCAUGUAGCUCAAUAAUACUGAUGUUGAUACUGCCAUAAAAUAAGCUUUGAGUCUUGCUGUAUUCUGUCAAGUAAAGUAUUCACAGCGUAUUGGAACUAGUCCUAGAUAAUGUUAGUUAAUGUUAGUCAUGCCAGGUUCAAAUGGAAAACUGUUACACCCACUGUUUUGUUUCACUUUGAAAAUAUGCUUAUCAUUUGAUACCAAUCAGUAGCUAGCUGAGCAGCAGUGUAUAGGAGUUACAUGCAUUUUUCUUUUCUGUGUUUGUACAGAGACAGCUAGCAUCUCCUUUACCCUAAUUUAAUCAAAA
Molecule: messenger RNA, 4495 nt
Organism: Haliaeetus leucocephalus (bald eagle)
Lineage: Eukaryota; Metazoa; Chordata; Aves; Accipitriformes; Accipitridae
Gene: N4BP1
Product: NEDD4 binding protein 1
Exons: 7
Coding region: 91-2577 (828 amino acids)
Biological process (GO): negative regulation of protein ubiquitination; negative regulation of proteasomal ubiquitin-dependent protein catabolic process
Cellular component (GO): PML body; nucleus
Source: RefSeq, a predicted model, not a curated record